Molecule: messenger RNA, 696 nt
Organism: Egretta garzetta (little egret)
Lineage: Eukaryota; Metazoa; Chordata; Aves; Pelecaniformes; Ardeidae
Gene: CLDN2
Product: claudin 2
Exons: 1
Coding region: 1-696 (231 amino acids)
Biological process (GO): calcium-independent cell-cell adhesion; bicellular tight junction assembly
Cellular component (GO): plasma membrane; bicellular tight junction
Molecular function (GO): structural molecule activity
Source: RefSeq, a predicted model, not a curated record
AUGGUCUCCAUGGGGCUCCAGCUGCUGGGCUAUGCCGUGGCCUUCCUGGGCUACAUUGGCACGCUGACGGCCACGCUGCUGCCCAGCUGGAAGACCAGCUCCUACAUCGGCUCCAGCAUCGUGACGGCUGUGGGCUUCACCAAGGGGCUGUGGAUGGAAUGCGCCACAUACAGCACAGGCAUCACCCAGUGCGACAUCUACAGCUCCCUGCUCAACCUGCCCACCGACGUCCAGGCGGCCCAAGCCCUGAUGGUGAGCUCCUGUGCCGUCUCCUCCCUUGCCUGCCUCCUCACCAUUGUGGGCAUGAGGUGCACCGUCUUCAGCCAGGGCUCGCCGAGCAAGGACCGUGUAGCAGUGGCAGGCGGCGCAGUCUUCAUCCUUGGCGGGCUGCUCUGCUUCAUCCCACUGGUGUGGAACAUCCAUGUGGUGCUGCAGGAUUUCCGCAACCCUGUCCUCCCUGACAGCAUGAAGUUUGAGCUCGGGGAGGCACUUUACCUGGGCAUCAUCUCUUCCCUCCUCUCCCUCAUCGGCGGCUUCAUCCUCUGCACCUCCUGCCCUGCCCGAGACCCAACAACCACCUACACAAGCACCUACCAGCCCCGGCUGCUGGCAGGCAAGAGCCCCCGGCCCUCCAUCAGCCAGACACAGAAGACCAAGAGUGAGCUCAACUCCUACAACCUGACAGGAUAUGUUUAG